This is a messenger RNA of Phytophthora nicotianae INRA-310, 4125 nucleotides long. RefSeq names its product CMGC/MAPK protein kinase. The record is from RefSeq and is a predicted model, not a curated record. Gene Ontology annotation, biological process: intracellular signal transduction; protein phosphorylation. The transcript has a single exon. Gene Ontology annotation, cellular component: nucleus; cytoplasm. Bases 1 to 4125 code for a protein of 1374 amino acids. Gene Ontology annotation, molecular function: ATP binding; protein binding; MAP kinase activity. NCBI's taxonomy places the organism in Eukaryota, Oomycota, Peronosporomycetes, Peronosporales, Peronosporaceae.
AUGGAGGUGAUCGAGGCAUCCGACGAGUUCGACAGCUAUCAGGACGCGCUACCGUACGAGGAACCGUCCAGUUUGACGUCCUCGACUAGCACAAGCCCUGCGGACGGAGAGCCGCGUGGCAGCAAUACAUCCAGCGAUGUGGAUCCGCUACCGACUCAGCAGGUGCGGAAACUCAAGAGGAAAGAGCGACUACGCACACAGAGCGAGAGCGCGGCGUGGACCAGAGCUUCGCUAAGGAUGCGGCCGUCCCCGCCUGUAGAGGACUUGGCAGCCACGCCCGCUAUCGACGGGGCUUUCAGCCUCGCGACUCCCGGUGGCGAAGCUCCUUACGACCAAGUGCGCAAUAGUGAGAGCGCCUUGUCUCAUUUUACGAUGGAUAUGCUCAAUGGCCUAGACAUUUCCACCGUCUCAAGUGGCAGUGACUUUGCUUAUCGUCGCCGCAGCCAUGACAGCUCCAUGACUGCUGGAAUGGUAUUGGGUAGUCGAGAGGGAGUGAUCAAUAUGUGGAGGCAGCAAGGAGAGAUCUCCGAGCGCGCGUCGGAGAUUCUGGAAGAUGCCAAGCUGUCGUUGCACGGCAAGGAGCAAAAUUUAUACGACUCGUCAUUGCGGCGGUUGUCAGAAGCGAAAGACUCACGUCUUAAUACUCUUGGAGAAAGGAUCUCGUCAACUACAGCGGCAGGCGCAAAAAAUGUCCUCACAGAGCCCUCAUCUACUACAAGUAGCGUUCGAGUGGAGCAGGGGGAUGGAGAAGUGAAGGAGCCAAGCCACUUAGAAGCGGCAAACUCAAUCCCAACACAUCCAGGUCCGGUAACAGCGUUGCAGAAUGGCGAUAGACCAUCGUUAGAUAUUGAUAAGGAGCUUGAUGCUAGCUCGCCGUCAGGGGUGGAUGACUCGACGUUCCGGCCACAGUCAGGGACACUAUAUCAUGAGGCGGUUAAGUGGGAAGGUGUGUUGACCAGAAGAAGCGAAUGGCUGCGAAGACUGGAGAGACACUACUACGUGUUGGAAGGUAAAUUCCUGCGAAGAUUCGCUUCGAAAGAGGCCUAUCUAUCGUCUCGAGAUGAGCCGCUUGUGCCUCACCAUAUUCAACCACCGAGUGAUCCUAGUAAACCUGUACCUGGUAGUCCUGCAGCGAGUAUGAUCCGGAGGAAUUCCAGCAGUCCAGCGUCCAGCAAUGCGAGUCAUUUGUACGUGCUAGCAGGGGUUAAAGACUCGUCAAGUCGAGCCAAUGGCUUCACGUUUAUAACCGAAGACAAGAAGACGCUACAAGUGACAGCGCCAACUGCUGUGGAGAAAAUUAUCUGGAUGCGACUUGGACUUGAAGCCAUCGUGGCGCUGCCUACACUUCCAGUAGCACCACUGGACAUGGAGGAGUUUUACGCGAUGUUGGUUGUGCUCUAUACAGCACACAGUGGUAACUGGCGCACAGAAGGAGACAUGGCCGUGACAUUGCCUCCGCCAUCUGAACAAGUGUUCACGCGCUUCUUCCGGUUACUGGACAAAGAUGUCAUCUUUUGCUCCAAUUAUCCACCAUCCGUACCGUUCCACGGUUCCUUCCGUGGUCACUCUGGUGUCGUGACGUUCAUGCAUGACUUUGCUCGACAUACACUGUGGACGAACUUCAAAAUCGGUGGCAUGUCGGUGGAUGGCUCCAUCGCUGUGGCAUCUGGCAAAGAAGAGCUCGAAAAUCGACGUGAUGCGCGUAAAUUCAUUCAGAAUUGGGUGCACAAGUUCACGUUUUAUUCUGAUGGAAGACUGGCGCGGUUCGAGAUCAACGGCGACGUUGUAGCAGCUAGUGCGGUGUUCAAAGUUCCUGGUGCAGCUACGACGCUCAAGCUGCCUCAAGAGUUUAACGAAGUAGAUGCUGAGCACGGUCUUGAAGGAUUAUUGUUGGUACGGGUGAUGCAAGGCCAUGGGCUGAAGGCUGGUACAUCAGUCAAGAAAGCAGUCAAGGAACCGAGUAUCACGGUACAACUCCAGUACCGCGAACAACCAAAGUCUGGCGUGAAUGGAUCAACAGCAGGAUCGUCGUCCACCGCAACAGGUCCGUCAGCACUUAUUGGUGGCAUAUCGAUGCCGAAUCUGUCGCGGAAGUUCAGUUUUAUGACUUCUGUUGCGAGCUCUGCGGCCUCUGCGGCUUCGUCUGCGGUCGGAGUUGGCAGUUCAUCUAACAAUUCAACUCCAGUAGUAGAUCCCUUCAGCACCGGUACACCACGCAAUGCAGGGGACGAGUCGUAUUUACCGACACAUCCAGUGUGGAACCGCGUGCUGGAGCUUCCGUUCAGCCACGUUAUUGGCACUUGCUCACUUGUAGUGGACGUGAAAGACCACAGCAAGAAUGGAGUGGAGUCCCAGCUUGGCUUCGCAACGCUGAACGUUGCCAAGUAUCUGAUGGCUGCGGACGGUACUGAACGUACCAAGAAACGGGAAGAAGCAGCGAUGGCAGCGGACAGCAAAUGGUAUUCGAUCAGCAAUGCGAAGGGCGAAUACUGUGGUAAAGUGCAGCUCGGUAUCACCUGUCAACGCAAGAAGAUUAUGGAAGAAGGCGAUGGGGUACAACCGCGACUUAAAAAGAGUCAAAGCGUUGUGAUUGAUCGGAAGAACCCGCCGUCCUCGAACAUGUUGCAAUGGGAUGCCACUCCUGCUCACUCGCAGGCGCUGCUAGGAGCUGCAACACCUGCACUCAAGAAAGGAAUGACUCUGGACGAGUUCCAGAUGGGUGGAAGUGAACACGCACGUCGUCAUGGCUGGGCUAACGUUAAACUCUCACCUGAAGACACUGCGCGUACCCAGUCGGCUGGUGCAAUUGUCAGUAGUAAGGAAGACGACGAUGAAUCGGUACACAAGCGCUUUCCCGAAGGCAGUGCAGCUCUACCCGCCGCUACAGACGCUGUUAUCUGUAAGGAGAACGCUGACAUGCACACAUUUAUGGUUUGCGGUGCUCCGUUCACUAUCCCGCGGCAUUACCAGCUUAUUAAAGUGUGUGGUCGCGGCGCUUACGGUAUUGUGAUUGCUGCCACGAAUUUGCGGACAGGCGGCAACGUGGCUAUCAAGAAGGUUAUUGACUGCAUUUGGCACCCUCAUCAACUCAAGCAGAUUCUUCGUGAGUGCCGAUUAAUUCGUCACAUGGCACACGAAAACGUACUGAGUUUACUGGAUCUGAUCCCGCCGCCAUCGUACACGGACUUCCGCGAUGUGUAUAUGACCGUGGACCUCAUGGAGAUGGAUCUACACCGUAUUAUCUACUCGAAGGAGGUACUACGUGACGACCAUAUCCGAUAUUUCCUGUAUCAAAUGCUGAGCGGUUUGCACCACAUGCAUCGCGCUGGAGUGUUACACCGUGACUUGAAGCCCAGUAAUCUACUCAUCAAUUCGGAUUGUCAGCUCAAGAUUUGUGAUCUCGGACUGGCACGUUCUAAGGAAGCGGACGAUGUGGGUAUGACGGAAUAUGUGGUUACACGAUGGUAUCGCGCGCCCGAGUUGCUGUUAGGUAGUGCGUACGGCGAAGGCGUAGAUCUCUGGGCUGCAGGAUGCAUUUUCGCAGAGAUGCUAGGUCGCAAACCCUUAUUUCCGGGCGAGACGUAUGUGCACCAGCUCCAGCUCAUUAUGAACGUGUUGGGUGUGCCAGAGGAGCACUCGUUCAAGGAGAAUCCGUUGGCAAAUAAGCUCAAGGGCCGUCAGUUAUUGAGUCGGACUCAAGCAGUGGCUGGGAUCGAUACGAACACCAUGUUCCCGAACGCAAACCCGGAAGGUCUGGACUUGCUGUGGAAGAUGCUCGUGUUUGAUGUGGAGAAGCGUAUUACUGUGGAGGAGGCACUACGACAUCCGUAUCUGGCCAUGUAUUACGAUGAAGAACGAGAAAAUGCUCCAGUGGAGAAGUUCCAGAGCUUCGACUUGGACGAUCUGGACGAAACGGAUCUCAAGGAGCUCAUGUUCAAGGAGAUCUGCCACUUCCACCCAGAGGAAAUGGUCAAACGUGCUCAACAGCAAAAAGAGCACCCUGAAGCCGUAGAGAAGCUUCCUCCUGGCUGGGUCAAGCGCGAGUCGCGUAGUGUGCCUGGCAAGUUCUACUACAGUAACCCCAAGCGUGGCAUCAGCACGUGGAUCAAAGAGGAAAUGGAUUAA